This is a messenger RNA of Gongylonema pulchrum, 363 nucleotides long. The record is from the annotation of a GenBank genome assembly. Lineage: Eukaryota; Metazoa; Nematoda; Chromadorea; Rhabditida; Gongylonematidae.
AUGGAUGUGUGCCGUCGUUUGAGUCAUUCAUCGUCAGCUUCAAGCGUGGAUACCAAUCAUUCCUCAUGGAGUAUUAUUGGCGACGAUGGUGAGGAUGUGGACGAUUACGAAUUUGUUAGUAUAAAUGAUUUUUAUGAAGAUGAAAGGGACGAUUAUGAAUUUAUUAGUAAUCCUCAGGAUUUAUGUGAAUGGAGGAAGAUGGUUUGUAUUUCUUUUUUUUUUUUUACAUUUUUCGUAACUUCCCUUCCCCCGAAAUCUGCAAAAUUAGAAAAGUUUUUUUGUCCCAAAAGUCGAAGUUUUUCUGUUGGUUUUCCAAUUUUAAUGCGUUUUUUGCAGUUAUGCAAUGCAGAAAACACAUAUUGA